CUUUAUGGAACUUCUCAACCCUGCCCAUAUAAUUGUCAAUAAAAUAUUUUUAAAUUUUGUAUUAUUAAUUUUACACAAAGUUUUGUAUACUUAUAUAAAUAAUAAUAAACUGGUUAAUUUAAUAAUUAAAUUAUCUCCCAGUAUCCUUGUAAUUUUUAAUUUAAUAAAUUAACAAAGUGUUACAAAGAGCAUAAUCAAUACAUCGGGAGGAAAACACAAAAAAAAUCCAGCGAAAAAAGACUCAACAUUUUUUUUUUCCUUUUACAAAUGUCUUGAGACGAAAAAAAGUGAAAUAAUUUGUUUUAAUUAUAAAAAAAAAUUUUGUAUUAAUUACUAUUAAUUAAGGUCAAUAAUGACAGAACCAAUAAGCAAAAAAAUGAAACUUUUAAUUAAUAACAAAAGCAAUAAUGUGGAACUUGAUGAGAAUAUUAUCCCCGACAAUGAAACAAAAGACGAUGAUGAAUCGAAAUUUCCCUUUCCUGAUAAUUGUGAAACAUUUGGAAUGUUACCUGGUGUUGAUUUAUCCACAAAAUGGCAAUCAGUAACCGAUCGUUAUUUCACUGCAUUCUAUAAAAUUGACGUUACAAAACCCGGUGACGAUAUUUGCAUUCGUGUUCACAGUAAUCGAAUUUGUAUGAUUUCAUUGGCGCCAAGUCAUCAAAUUUUUCACACUCCAUCAUCAAUGAUAGUGAAUGUAAAUUUUCGUGUUAGUGAAAAAUUGGACAGAACAAAAAAUCAAGUUUCGGGAAAGGGAAAACGUGGUGCGCAACCACUGCAAGAAAAUUCGAAUAUUUGUUCAAUUACUUGCGAUAAUGGCGAGACACAUGUGAUUAAAUGUUGCAUGACUGGAAAAUUAGUCGAAGUAAAUGAAUCUCUAGCCAAGGAUCCUUCAUUGCUUCAUGAACCGCCACAUAAAGGUGGUUAUCUUGCAAUUGUAUUGCCAAAUAUUCGUCUUAUUGAAGAUUUAAAAAAGAAAUUAUUAAAUCAAGAAAAUUAUAACGCAGCGCUUGAGGAGCGUAGAAUAAAAUUAAAAUUAAACGAAAUAAAGGAGGAAACAAUUUCUGAAAUUAAAGUCGAAGGUUAAUUUUUUUUUUUUUGCUUUUCUUUAAAAUAUGUAUUGAAUAUAAUUUGUUUUAAAAUAUAUUUUAUUUUGACAAUAAAAAUAAAAGAAAACAUU
Molecule: messenger RNA, 1177 nt
Organism: Leptopilina boulardi
Lineage: Eukaryota; Metazoa; Arthropoda; Insecta; Hymenoptera; Figitidae
Product: protein Abitram
Exons: 2
Coding region: 353-1084 (243 amino acids)
Biological process (GO): dendrite morphogenesis; regulation of actin filament polymerization; regulation of filopodium assembly
Cellular component (GO): lamellipodium; nucleus; dendrite
Molecular function (GO): actin monomer binding; actin filament binding
Source: RefSeq, a predicted model, not a curated record